This is a messenger RNA of Ilex paraguariensis (yerba mate), 1566 nucleotides long. The record is from the annotation of a GenBank genome assembly. Lineage: Eukaryota; Viridiplantae; Streptophyta; Magnoliopsida; Aquifoliales; Aquifoliaceae.
AUGGAAGAGAAUAGACUGGCAGGAAGUAUACCUCCAAGCCUAGGAAACUGUCAUAACUUGUUGGUUAUAAACUUUACAAGUAAUAACCUUAGUGGCACCAUCCCUAUAGAGGUUUUCAGUCUCUCUUCUCUUUCGAUUUCUUUUGCCAUGGCUCGUAAUUACCUGACUGGUUCAUUGCCACCGGAAGUGGGCAACUUGGUAAAUCUAAAGGAAUUGUAUAUGUCAGAUAACAGAUUGUCAGGUGAAGUUCCUGGUACCCUAAGCAGAUGUCUUAGUUUGGAGCUUCUGUUAGUGGGGGACAAUCUGCUUCAAGGAACAAUUCCUGAAUCUUUGGAAGUUUUGAAAGAAGGGAUCUUUGCAAAUUUAAGUGCAUUUUCAGUUCUUGGGAAUGAUAAGUUAUGUGGAGGCCUCCCAGGUUUGAAUUUGCCUGGAUGCUCUCAAGAUAAAUCCCAUUCAUCAGGAAAACUUCUUUCCCCAAGAGUAGUAAUCCAAAUAAUUGUAUCCAUCGUAGUUGGAGUUAUACUGUCAUGUGCUUUCACUGCUCGGUAUUUUAUAAGGAACUCCAAAAAGAGGCCUUUAACUGCAUCUUCCACUAAUAAUUGGCGAUUGGGCGUUUCCUACCAAGAACUCUUAAAAUCAACUGAUGGGUUCUCUGCAAACAACUUGAUCGGUUCAGGUAGUUUUGGAUCAGUAUACAAAGCAACUGUCAAUGGUAAUGGUGCAACAGUGGCAGUGAAAGCCUUAAGAAGUAUAAGACACCGUAAUCUCCUCAAGGUCAUAACUGUCUGUUCAAGUGUUGAUUAUCAAGGUAAUGACUUCAAGUGCAUAGUUUCUGAGUUCAUGGCCAAUGGAAACCUAGACCAAUGGCUACAUCCGGGAGGUGAUGAGCAAAGUCAAGCUCGAAGAUUGAGCCUUCUCCAGAGACUAAACAUAGCUGUUGAUGUUGUUUCUGCAUUGGAUUAUCUUCAUCGCCAGUGUGAAACUCCAAUUGUUCACUGCGAUCUAAAGCCAACCAACAUACUCCUAGAUGAUGACAUGACAGCCCAUGUUGGUGACUUUGGAUUGGCAAAACUCCUCCUUGAAGAACCAAAUGAUGAACCUAUAAGUCAGAGCAUAUCGGCAAGGCUCAAAGGUUCUUUUGGUUACGUUCCUCCAGAGUAUGGUAUUGGUGGGCAGGUCUCUACACUUGGAGAUGUAUACAGCAAUGGGAUACUCCCGCUCCAAAUGAUAACUGGUAAAAGGCCAACAGAUGACAUUUUCAAAGAUGGUCUGAGCAUUCACAACUUUGCUAAAAUGGCUUUGCCUGAAAAUAUCAUGGAGAUAGUAGACUCAUCGCUGCUCUUGGCAGGAAAAGGAGGCAACUUAGAUGAAAACGGAAACGAGGAGAGAGAAAUCGUAAGAACUGGUGGUGAAGAUUCGCAACGCAGUGGUGUCAGUAGAAUGGAGGAGUGCUUGGUUUCUGUGAUAGAAAUUGGACUUUGGUGUUCUGCUGACUUACCUGGUGGUAGGAUGCCAAUGAGUAUUGCUGUGAACAGAAUGCACAAAAUUAGAAAUUCAAUUUUUUGA